AUGUCUCGCUCUAACUCGGUUCUCCCCCCUGCCUCCUCCUGUACGUCUCACUGCACUACUAGUGCUCCCCUGCACCUCUGCCUGCACCGUUUCUUCCCCUUCCCUCCCCUGCCGCCCCCCACGCCCUUCCCCCUCCUCUCACCGCCAGGCAUAACGGAUCUCUUCCUGCGCACCGCCAUGGCAGUGCCAUCAGGAGCUCCUCCGUCAGCAGUGCUGUCGUCGCUGCUGCGCGCCCUCAGGCAGGCGCCAGCAGUGGCCGCCGCGCGCCUCUCCCCCGCACCCCCACCGCCUCCAUCUGUGGGCACUGCUCUCACGCCGCGUGCUGGCACCUGUGCUGCCAACCUGGCGAGCGGGCAGCAGAGGCGUGGCACGGCGGGGCAGCAGCUGGCGGCGCUCUUCCUGGCAUUCGUGGGCGACUCUGAUGACUGCCUGUACGCCUCGCUCUUUCUUCCCUGCCUUGCUCCGUUCGCCACCCCUUGCACCACUCCUUGUUUGCAGCAAAGUAUGCCGACAGUGCAUACAGGGCACGUGGAGAUGAUACAAGGGGGCGCGGAAAGGGCAGGCAGGGAGGAGGGCGAGGAGGCGGAGGAGGGGGUGGUGGUGAACAGAGCAAUGGUGAGGGGCAAGCAGUGGCACGUGGUGCUCUCUGAUUGGCUGGAGCUGCUGAAGCGAGUAGAGCUGACAGCGUGUGGCCCCAAGGGAGAGCCACUCAAGCAUGUCAUCAUCGACAGGUUUCUGGUGCACCCAGAUCCGGCGGUGCAGCAGCUAGCGUUGGAAUGUCUGGUGGCGUGGCGCCAUGGCUGUCUGCCCAAGUACGCCGCCCGCCUCGCCGCCCUCGCCUCCUACCGCUCGCUCAAAGAGACCCUCACCACGUGGGAUAUCAGCCCCGUGGAUGGGGAUGGGGAGGAGGGCGAGGAGGAGGAGGAGGGGAGGGUGGCGGAGGCGGACAGGGCGAGUGUGAUCCCGGUGAUCAUUCGCCUGCUGCUGCCCAAGCUCAAGAAGAGGAGCGGGCAGCUCGCAGGGAAGGUGAGGCGAGUGAUUCUGCGCAGUGCGCAAGUAGCGGUCAUGUCUGCACACGCUUCUCUCCUGCUUGGCAUUCUUGCUGCUUCCACUGUCCGUUCUGCACCCUUCUUCACUCGCCGAAUCCCCCUAUCCCCUCAUUCUGCCCUCUCCCAGGCGGCAGCAGGAGUGCAGCGAGGCACAGUGCUGACAUUCCUGGCGCGCCUGCCCCCCUCGGAGCUGCUUCCCCUCUUCCACCUCAUGCUGCUGCCCUUCCGCCCCGCCCUCCGCCCCGCCCACCAUCCGGGCGCGGUAGUGCAAGGAGAGGCAGGCGAGGAGGCGUGGCAGCAGGCGCUGAGGCAAGGAGCCACGGAGGACUUCCUGCUGCUGCUGGGGGAAGGGGGGGAUGAGGGGGAGGGGGAAGCGGCGGGGGAGGAGGGGAAGGAAGGGGCAGUAGGAGCGGGAGCGGGAGCGGGAGUGGGAGCAGGAGUGGGGGUGGGGAUGGUGGGGCGCAAGCGAGUGAGUGGGUUUCUGCACCUGGCUGUGGACGUGGUGCGCGUGAUGAGCCGCCACCAGCUGCAGCCCUACGUGCUCGCCCUGCUGGCCGUCGCCGUGCGCACUGUGCAGUGCUACCCGCCCCUGCCUCCCAGUGCUGCUGGCGGUGAGGGGCGUGUGGAGGAGAGGCUGGAUGAGAAAAUGGGUGAGGCAGUGGAAGAGAAGGAGAUAAUAGAAGAGGAAGGGGAGGGAAAGGAGGAAGUAGAGGUUGAGGAGGAGGAGGAGGCAGAGGAGGCAGAGGAGCUUGAAGGGGAGGAAGGGCAGAAAGACGAGGUUAUGAAAGGCAAAGAAGAGGGUGCCGAUGCUGCUGCUGAGGGGCCUGGCGAUGCUGAUGAGGAUGGGCACAAGGAGGCGGGGGUUGAUGCACCUGAGGAAGACAACGAAGACGACGAUGAUGAUACGGAGGCCAAUACCAACGCCAGCCAGUCCAUCUCCCCUCACGUGCCCAGCUGGACUCGGGAGCUGCGCUCACUCGCCCUGCGACUGCUGGCAGCCAUCCUCGCCAAGUUCCCCGACAUCGCCACGCGCCCCUCCCUGCCCGCCCCCCUGCGCCCCUGGCCGCUGCUGCUCGCCGCCCUCUCCCCCGCCCUCACCCACCUCGCGGUUGACAACGCCGCCUCCUCCGAGCCUUCCGCGCUGCUCGCGCUGUUGCUCGCCCUCUCACGCUCGCCUCGCCUGGCGCUCCUGCUCGCCUCCCACCCGCACGCACUUCCCGCGCUCUCUGCGCUGCUCUCCUCGCCCUCUGCGCGCCUGCCUGUGGUGGGUGCAGCCAUGGGGGUGCUCUCUCACGUGGUGGCGUGGGGCGUGGUGGAGAGGGAGGAGGGUGAGGAGGGGGAGGAGGAGGGCGAGGUGGUGCUGCAAUGGGAGCAGGCGGGGGGGCAGAUGGGAGGGGAGGUGGAGGGGGUGCGAGUGGCGAUAGGCAAGGCCGUGGAGGGGCAUCUGGCGGCCAUCCUGCCACACAUGCAGCAGUUCAUUGCAAGGCAGGGUGCACUCUAUAGCAGCAAGGGGGCGGGGAGGGCGCUGAAGGUAUCAGCGCUGGCGGUGGUGGGGCGCAUGGCAGGCAUGGUGACACACGCGCACCUGGCAGGCCAGCUCGCAGCCGCGCUCACGCCCUUCCUCAGGCAGGCAGCGGGCGGCAGGCGGCGAGUGGACGAGAGCACCACAGCGGCCGUGCUGGCAGUGCUGCAGAGCCUGGCGCCGCUGCUGUCCCGCACUGCAGCUGCCACGUGUGUGCGGCUCUUCGCCCCGCUAGUCACCCACCUGCAGUCAAGGCCCGCUCGCCUGGCCCUCGUGCACACGCUCUCUGCGCUCGCUGCCGCCCACCCCUCACACUCCAUGCGCCUCCUGGCGUCACUAGUGGCGGACCUAUGCGCAUACGACCCGGCGCGCAUAGACGAGUACGACUACACGCGCCGCCUGCACGCCUACACCUCCAUGCACUGCCACCUGCCUGACCCUCCCGCCACCUCCACCCCUUCCUCAAAAGACAGUUCUGAUAGCGCAGCCACCGCGCUGCAGCGCUCGGCAGAGCAGGUGCAGCAGCAGGUGGUGGUGGCGGUGGGGCGGGAGGGGUGCCUACUGCUGCUGAGCUGCGCAGUGCGGGACAUGGCGGACGAGGACAUGUCGCUGCGCCACUCCGCUGCCCACUUCCUGCAGUCCUUCGUGCGCCUCGCUGCUGCCCUCGCUGCUCUCCCUCCCGCCCCUGGUGCCACUGCUGGUGCGAGGAAGGGCAGGGAGGGGGAGGAGGGGGGCGCAGUGAGUGGGAGGGAGGCGAGGGAGCUGGUGAACGCAGUGCUGCUGCGCCACAUCAAGAAGGGCCUCCACUCGCCCAUCAUCGUCGUGCGCAGGGAGUGGGUGCUGUUGCUGCGUGACGUGGCGCUGCACAUGGGUGCCACGUCACCAGUGGCGGAGCUGAGGUGUCUGGUGAGGGAGGAUGACGUGGAGGCGGAUUUCUUCCACAAUCUCGUGCAUCUGCAGACUCACCGCCGCGUGCGAGCGCUCACCAAGUUCGCCGCCCUCUGCCCCACCGCCCACUUCUCUCCGGAGGUGUUGCUGGAGGCGGUGGUGCCAGCGCUGCUACGGCAGCUGGUGGAGGGGCGGCCGGACAGUGAGAGCGGCGUGAUGGACGCCACCAUGGCCGCCCUCUCCGCCCUGGCCGCCCGCCUGCCCUGGCCCGCCUUCCACUCCCUGCUCUCCCGCCUGCUGGCUCUGCUGCCACGGCGCAAGGAGAAGGGCGAGCAGUGGUGGGAGGAGAGCAAGGGCAGGGGCGGGGGGAGGGGUGGCGAGGAGGUGAGUGCGGCGGGGCAGCGGGCGAUUCUGAGGGCCAUCUGUGGCGUGCUGGAGCAGGUGAAGCACGUGGUGGGGGUGGGGGGAGGGGAGGAGAAGGGUGACAAGGAGGAAGAGAAGGGUGAGAAGGAGGGUGUGGAUGGGAAGGAGGGUGGAGAAGCGGGUGGGAAGGAUGGGGACGAGGGGAAGGAGAUUACUGAUAAGGAGAGCAAGGGAGGAAAGGAGGAGAUCAGGCAAGUGGCAGCAGCGGAGGCAGGGAAGGAGGAGGGGGGAACGGCAGUGUCGCUGCGCAUACAGCAGGUGUUGCUGAAGGACAUCAUCCCUCAGCUGUCCAAGCACCUCGUGGCAGGCGAGGCGGGCCGCGAGGAGGUGAACUCGCAUGUGGCGCUCGCCGUGACGCGCACGCUGCUGCUGCUGCCGCCCGAUGCCAUCCGCUCGCACCUCCCCGUGCUCCUGCAGACCGUCGUCAACCCCCUCAAGUCGCGCUCGCAAGGGACGAGAGACGCCGCCCGGGCGGCGCUGUGCCAGGUGGCGGGGGCGCUGGGUCCGGCCUACCUGGGGUACGUGAUCGGCAUGCUGCGCAGCGCACUUACACGCGGGUUCGAGCGCCACGUGCUCGGCUUCACACUGCACGCACUGCUGCUGCAUGCCGCCACCACCCACGGACGCACCAUGCCCCCAGGUGCCCUGGACUACUGCCUGGGCGAGUGCCUAGCAGUGGCGGUGGAGGGGCUGCUGGGGCAGGUGGCGGAGGAGAGGGAGGUGGACGCGGUGGCAGCGGGCGUGCGGGAGAAGCGCCAGAGCCGGUCGCUGGAGACGGUGCGCAUCGCUGCCUCGCUGGUGAACGUGCGGCGCAGCACGGCCCUGCUGCUCGCCCCCAUCCGUGCCGCCCUGCCUGCAUCGCUGGAUCCGAGGGUGAAGCGGCACGUGCAGGAGAUGGUCAGACAUAUGGCCAUUGGGCUGCUGGCCAAUCAGCACGCGACAGCUGGCGACCUGCUGGUGCUGGUGCACGCGGUGCUGUGGGAGGGCGUGCGCGUGGAGCAGGCACAUGCGGCCGCAGUGGGUGAGCGGAAGCGACUGCGUGUGGAGGCUCGGGAGGGGAAGGGUGGGGGGGAAGGGAAGGGGGAGGAAGGAGGGAUGGAGGAGGAACUGGGUGAGGAGUGUGGGAUGGAAGGGGAGGAAGCGGAGGGCAAGGUAGGAGGGCGGAGGAGACGGAAGAAGCAGAAGGGGUUGGGGUUUGAGGGGAUGCCGAACGGGCAUGUGGUGGCGCUGCUGGGCCUGCAGCUGCUGCUCUCCCUCGCCUCGCACGACCGCCUGCCCGCAUCUGACCCCGCCCUCACACCGCGCCUCAAUGCCCUGGUGCACCCGCUCUCCCUCGCCCUCUCCUCGCCCCACGACGCCGUGCUAGCAGCCUCUUUCCGCGCCCUCGCCUUCCUCCUCCACCGCCGCCUCCCCUCCGUCGCCACCGUUGCCCCCCGCGUCGCCACGUCAGCGUUCAAGGUGGUGCAGCAGGCGGGGCGGGCGGCGGCCGUGGCGGGCGGCAUGGUGCACUCGUGUCUGAAGCUGCUAGCCGUGCUGCUAGACAGAUGCCCCGAGGUGAAGGUGGGCGAGGAGCAGGUGCGAGCGCUGCUGGGCAGUGCAGUCUUCACAGACCUCGAGCUGCCCUCCACUCGCACCACCGCCUUUGCCGUUCUGCGCGCGCUGCUGCGGCGGCGAGUGGUGGUACCUGAAGUGUAUGACGCCAUGGGGCGCGUGCAGCUGCUGCUGCUGCGCUCCCACACGCCCUCCGUGCGCCAGCUCAGCGCAGCGCUGCUUCUCGCCUUCCUGCUUGACUACCCGCUGGGUCCCGCACGCCUGGAAGCACAUCUGAGCUUCCUGAUAGUGAAUUUGAAGUACGAGCACCAGAGCGGGCGAGAGGCCGUGCUGGGCAUGCUGCGAGCCAUCAUCGAGGGAUUCCCCUCCGUGCUCGUGGAGGCCCACGCCGAUACCUUCUUCCUGCCGCUCGUCACUCGCCUAGUCAGCGAUGAGUCAGCAAGGGUGCGGCAGCUGGUAGCAGCGGUGCUCAAAGCGCUGUUUGUGCGAGUCAAGCCGCCCACGUGCGCGCGCCUGCUGCGCUUCGCGUCUGCAUGGUUGGUGGAUCCGUCCCCCCAGCUGCAGCAGGCAGCAGCGCUGGUGUUAGGGGUGGCGGUGGAGGCGGUGGGGGUGGGCGGCGAGCAGGGGGGCAUGGUGGCGGCAUGGAUGGGUGCUGCUGCGCGGAUUGUGCAGCGGGCGCAGGGAGGGGAGGAGGGUGAGGGAGGGGGAGUGGAGGGGUGGAAGGGUGUGUACGCGUGUGUGGUGCUGGCUGAGAAGGUGCUGCAGCGGGAGGGUGGGCAGGUGCACAGCAGCAGCAUGCGUGCGCUGUGGCGGCAACUGCCGGCGCUGCUGCUGCAUCGCCACCUCUGGGUGCGCGCUGCUGCCUGCCGCCUCCUGGGGGCCUACCUCUCCCAUGCCACCACUGCCGCUGCUGCAGCCGCUGGUGGUGGUGGGAGCAAGGGCGUGUGUGGGGCGGAGGAGGAGGGUCUGAAGGCUGUGGUGAGGGAGCUGGUGGAAAAGGGCGAGCAGGAUGAGGGGGAGGACGAGGAGCAAGAGGAGGGUGAGGGGAGGGGGGCAGGGGUGGCGGUGUGGCAGGUGCUGCUGCAGCCAUCGUACUUGGUGGUGGUGGCAGGGGCGCUGUGCCGUGUGCUGGAGAGCAACGCCAGUGACGAGCGGCUGGCACAGCACACUGUCAAAAACCUUGUCGCCCUCGCUCCCCUCCUGCCCCUCCUGCCUUGCCGUGCCAUUAAUGGCACUGCUGGUGGUGGGAUGAGGAAGGGAAGGGAGGGGGGAUCGGGGUUGGUGGUGGAGCUGGAUGGGUGUGCCAUAGGCAGGGAGGGCAGGGGGCGGCUGAAACUGGGGUGGCAACUGCUGCGGGUGAGGAGGAGAGAGGGAGAGAAGACUGGGGAUGGCAGUGGUGGCGAGGAGGAGGACGAGGAGGAGGAGGAAGAGGAGGAGGUGUUGGGAGAAGCAGAGGGAGGGGUGGAAGGGGGGGUUGAGGAGGAGGAGAAAGCAGAGGAAGUAGAGGAAGAAGAGAAGGGCGAUGAGGAAUCAUACCUUGUAGACUUUGGGGAGGGUAGUGGUGUGGGCGAUGCUGGUGCUGCUGCUGAUGCUGCUGUUGCUAAUGCCGAUCCUGGUGCUGAUGCUGAUGCGGAUGCUGAUAUGGAAGCGACAGGUGCAGGGAGUGGGGCCGUCAUGUUGGGUGAACCAGUAGGGGAGGGCAGUGAGGGCGAUGCAGAGGGCAGUGGGGAGGCAGGGGAUGGGGAGGAGGCAGAGGAGAGGCAGCAGAGCGAUGGGGAGGAGGGCGGUGCAGGGGAGCAGGAGGAUGGGGAGGGGCAACUGGAUGGGGGCUAUGUGGCGUUAAGGGAGGGGGCAGGGGAGGAGGCGACACGGCACAUAGCGCUGGGGGCGGUGAUGAAGGCGGUGGCACGUGUGGCGUACAGAGUGAAGCCCAUUCAGGUGUGGCCCUUCGUGUGCUGUGCUACUCACACGCUCCACAUACCAUCUCUCUGUGCUUCAAUGAUUUCUGCUUCCACCCUCCCCUCACUCCCCCCUCAUCCCUCUCCCUUCCCCCUUUCACUCCCUCUCCCCACACAUCCCCCCCCUACCCUUGCCCCCAUGCAUGGAGCCCACCAGACGGCAGCAGCGCUGCGGUGUGUGGCAGCGCUGGCGACAGCACUGGGAGGGGAGGGGGUGCGGCCAUACCUGCCGGACGUCAUGCUGCCACUCUUCCGCCUCUCACAGGGCUCUGCAGGCGCUGUUGUCCCACGUGAGCCCCUCUCCACACCCCUGCACCCGUCUGUUGGCUUGGCAGUCCCGGCACUGGUGUUCGCCCUGCGUGCCAUUUGUAGCACUGCUUCGCACACCCAACCUCCCCACGCCUCCUCUUUACUCACUUUCUCAUCCGUUCCUCCCGUCUCCCCUGUAAGCCUCCUCCAACUCACCCUCCCCCCCCCCCCUCAUCUCCCUCCCGUCUCUCUCUGCCCCCUCGCCUCGCCCCGUGCACAUCAAGCAGCGGAGGUGCAGGGGGUGGUGGGCGAGGUGGUGGAGCACGUGCGCCACGAGGUGGGCCCCGCCGCCUUCAUUGCCGCCUUCUCCGCCGCGCGCGACACCGCCAGGAGGCGCGCGGCAGCCAGGCGGGAGGCGGCGCGCGUGAGCGUGCUGGUGGACCCCGAGAGGCACGCUCGGCGCCGGGCGAGCCUGGCGCGCAAGCGAGGCGAGUACAAGAAGAGGAAGAACCAGCAGCACCGCCGCAGCAAGAUGCGGUGA
Molecule: messenger RNA, 8181 nt
Organism: Closterium sp. NIES-65
Lineage: Eukaryota; Viridiplantae; Streptophyta; Zygnematophyceae; Desmidiales; Closteriaceae
Source: the annotation of a GenBank genome assembly